GGCGCAACACAGAUUUUUAUUUUAGAUUUAAUUUCCAGAAUGCAGAUUUGGCAUGUUGUCAUUAAUCUGAGAAUCCAAACUCAGGCAAUUCAAAGGCAUUAGGAGCGGAAAUGAAACAAGAGAAUUAAUAUGUAAUGCUAAAAACAAAGUAGUGUGCUUUUGAGGCUAUAAUGUGUGAAUGCUGUGUGUUCUUCCAAAAUCAUCACAUAUUUAAUCUUAAUCUGUCUGGAGUAUAGGAAACAAUGUAGUGUAAUAAAGUCUUAAGGUCUUAUUGUGACCCCCUAAGACACGCAGUCCUCACCCUGCAGAGAAAAGUCUGUCCUUGUCCAUAAAUCCUCAGUGUUUUAUCUCCUCACACCUCAUUGACACUUUUUGGGUUGUUGUGUUUUUUUUUGUUUUUUUUUAAAUGACUGCGUGUUCGUCAGCAUGCUCUGCGUCAUUUCCUGCCAUCAGGGUUUUUCUGAGGAGAUUUUGUUUUUGUGGAAGUGGGAUGUCGCCUCAUCAGAGGACACCAGAGAUCGUAUGUGUGUGUGUUCAUGACUGACGAACGCCCCUCGCGGGAGGAAAUCAUCCGCGUACGGCGCCAACCGUCACGUGUCGCUGCAAAUGACAUUCCCCGUGAGUUCAGGCUCAGUGUUUGAGGAUUAUUAUUUCCAUGAGAAUAGUGCAAGACUUUAAAUGUUAUCCCUGGAACAUUCAUUCACUGUAAGACACCACAGAUACUGUUGAUGUGUUUCAAUUGUCCUUCAAAGAUUACAGCAAAUCAUAAUUUCCUGUGUUGAAUUUAACAAUAAGUUAAUCAAGGAUUAAAAGUCCCUCUGAUCACGUUCCUUGCACAGAUUCUUGAGUUGCUUUAUCUCUUGUUGACAUAUUACUUUUAUCUAUUCCUCUCUUGGGCCCUGCUCUUAGGACAAAUGAUGGCUCCUAAUCUGACUUGUGUGCAGUACUUUCCUCUUCCUUUUCCUUUACUUUCCGGCAAUGAGAGAGCGCAGACCCCAGAGAGCACAAUCCACUCUAUUUAACCCUGUCAUGUUGGCUCGCAGACACACAGUCUGUGCUACACUUGCCUCUGCACUGGCAUUUCAUCCCCGAUGAAUAUGAUCUGGCUUUGCAUCGCGUCCGUGCUGUCGAUGGCUUCAGUCGCCUCUGGUCACGACAUCAGAGUGUUUCCAGCAGCCAACCGAAGCAUCGCCGGAGUUUUCCAGGUCAGCUCCUUGAAUGACCUCAGCCAUCCUGAGUACGCCUUCAACGCCUCCGAGGCUCGGACGCUGUGUUCGUCCCUCGGAGUGAGCAUUGCCACAAAAGCACAAGUGCAGGAGGCGCUGAGGAGAGGUUUAGAAACAUGCAGGUUUGGAUGGAUUGAUGAACAUUUAGCCGUCAUCCCCCGAGUCAAGGCACUUUCUAACUGUGGCAAGAGCCAGACCGGCUUGGUGAGCUGGCGAGCUAGUGUGACAAAAAGAUUUGAUGUCUUCUGCUUCAAUGAGACAGACGCAGAGACACAAUUGAAGGAUACGACGACUAACAGCCCCGUGAGCAGCAGAGAUUACACAGGACAAACGGCCUCCACCCAUGCAGCAGCAGCAGCAGAAAGACACUCCCCAUCAUCUUCCUCCCUUCAGCCUUCCUCCUCCUCCUCCUCCUCUGCUAAACCCACAGACACUGAGGCAGAGGCAGCUCGUCACACUGGCAGCACAAAAAGCUCCUCUGGAGGAAAGGCUGUUCUCAUCACCUCCACCUGUGCCCUUCUCCUCACUACAAUAAUCAUCAUUGUCUAUUUUAAGUUGAAAAGGAUCAACACUGAAGGCUUUGACGUGGAGAAGCAGCAGGAGUCCAUCGAGACGGAGGACUGGACGUGUGACAAAAGUGUCAAUAAAACCCCGGAGGACGACAAGAAGACACAAGUGGACGACAGUGACGCAGAAUGACUGUGAAAGGCUUUUAUUUAUGCAUACUGUUCGUUCCUGUGUUGUCUGUUGUUUUAUGUUAUUUACUGAUGCGGUCUAACCACUGGGUGGCGAUGUUUGCUGUACAAUAAUAUUAAAGAAUGAAGACCAUUAUGUGA
Molecule: messenger RNA, 2062 nt
Organism: Solea senegalensis (Senegalese sole)
Lineage: Eukaryota; Metazoa; Chordata; Actinopteri; Pleuronectiformes; Soleidae
Gene: lyve1a
Product: lymphatic vessel endothelial hyaluronic receptor 1a
Exons: 6
Coding region: 1092-1925 (277 amino acids)
Biological process (GO): cell adhesion
Cellular component (GO): plasma membrane
Molecular function (GO): transmembrane signaling receptor activity; hyaluronic acid binding
Source: RefSeq, a predicted model, not a curated record